Molecule: messenger RNA, 507 nt
Organism: Encephalitozoon cuniculi GB-M1
Lineage: Eukaryota; Fungi; Microsporidia; Unikaryonidae
Product: microsomal signal peptidase 25 kDa subunit
Exons: 1
Coding region: 1-507 (168 amino acids)
Biological process (GO): protein targeting to ER
Cellular component (GO): signal peptidase complex; membrane
Source: RefSeq, marked provisional
AUGGACAAUUUGAGGGCCAAGUACAACAAAAACCCACUGAGGGGAGACAUAUACAACCUGAGCGAGCUGAAGAUCAUCCUCGACGACGUCAUUCGCGACUUCAUGGAAACUGCUGAGGGCUCAGGAUCGUCAAAGGCAUCUACAGACAUCAAAAUAACAGUUGGGUUGGUGUCGACAGCUAUUGCUUCGAUAGUCGCAUACUUUUCCAUAACAUCAGAGUUUGAAGAGCACAAGCAAACCAUUACGGUACUGACUCUACUUUACUUCAUUAUCAACAUUCUUGCAGAGGUCUACUUUCGAUACGCCGGCUUCUCAAUGAUAUUCAAGAACAGAGUCGUCUCCACGAGUAUCAGCGCUCCAGAUCCGACGUAUGUGAUAAUGGUCUACAACAAAAACAAGCUUAUUCCGUACAAGUACACAAAGUCUGUGUUCGACCUGUUUGAUUCUAAUGGGAGGCUCAUCCACAAGGAGUUUCUUGAAGACCUUCGGGAUCUUUUUGAGAAGUAA